AUGGCUGAGCUAAAGGCUGAUUCAGAAAGACAAAAAAGAAUUAGAAGAACGCCAAGAAAAAACUACUGCAAUGGAAGCAGAAAAAGGACACAAUUUGAUUCACAAAAAAAUGAAGCCUCCACACCAAAAAUCAAUAACAAUGAGAUCAUAGAUGAAGAAAGGAAAAAACAAGUAAGACUGAAUAGACUUGAAGCUUGGAAAAAAAAAAAGCAGGCACAAGAUGAAAAAAACAAAUCAAAACUAAAGUCCCCCUCACAUGUUUCAAAUAGCGACAAAACAAAUAAAAAGAAACUAUCACAAAAACGUCGAAAGGCUCUAAACUUCGAUGAUAGUGAAGAUGAACAAUCCUUUGAUGAGCAGGAAGUAUCAAAAGUUAAAAUGUUUAAGCCUUCUUUAGACAGCAAUCAAUUUCCGGACUUGAACCAUGAGCUUCAAAACAAUGAAAUUCCUGAAAAUGGAUCUGAUGUUCAUAGCUCAAGUAUAUUUAUAAAUCAACUAGAAAAAUUACAAGAUCUAGAAUCUCGACAGCUUAGAAAAGAGGACGACAAUAUAAUAUUGAGCGACUAUGAUGAUAUGGAAGACCUUGGCGGUAAUUUUGGGAUUGCUGAUGAAGAGGAAUCGGAAGAUAAGACUGAUAGGAAAUCACGAUUGAAACAUAUUGCAAAAAUGAAGUCUUUAAAGAAAGUUAAAGAAAUUAACUUUUCUCAAGAACUUUUAAAACCAUUUCCUCGCCAAUUUUUUUUUCAACAAGUCGAAAAGAUUAGAACCGGUGAAACUCCUCUUUCUUCAGAGGAAAUUGAAGAGUUACGUUUCAGUAUAGGGAAUAUUAGGGUUCACGGAGGCUCUACCUGUCCUAUGCCUAUUAUUAACUGGGCACAACUAGGAUUAUCAAGUCUUACAAUGAAUUAUAUCACUCAAAUUUUAAAGUUUGAAACUCCAACUCCAAUCCAGGCACAGGCCAUCCCUGCAAUCAUGUCAGGCAAGGAUAUUAUUGGUAUAUCAAAAACAGGCUCUGGUAAAACUAUCGCUUAUAUCUUACCACUCUUAAGGCAUGUACGUGCUCAAAAACCUCUGUCCAGAAAUGAAACUGGCCCUAUAGCAUUAGUUUUAGCUCCAACUCGAGAACUAGCAAUACAAAUUAAUGAUGAAAUAAAUAAUUUUUUAUCAAAUGAUAAUUAUCAACUAAAUAGUAUAUGUUGUGCUGGUGGAUCAGAUUUACGAGGACAAAUUAAUAUAAUAAAGAAAGGCGUUUCAAUUAUUGUUGCCACCCCUGGCCGAUAUAUUGACCUUUUGACUUUAAAUGGAGGGAAUCUCUUAAAUACCAAAAGAAUAUCGUUUAUUGUAAUGGAUGAAGCAGAUAGAUUAUUUGACUUAGGAUUUGAACCCCAAAUCUCACAGAUCAUGAAAACUAUUAGGCCAGAUAAACAUGGGGUCCUAUUCAGUGCCACUUUCCCCAAAAAAUUGAGAUCAUUCGCAUUGAAAGCAUUAAACUCACCAAUAACUAUCACAAUUGAUUCAGAAAAUAUGAUCAAUGAAAAUAUUGAACAAAAAUUUAAAAUAUGCAAGAGUGACAAUGAAAAAUUCAAUAAUUUGCUUGACAUCUUAAAUAAACAUGAUUAUGAAAAUAUACAGUCUAGUGCAAGCCGAGAUGGAAUCUCAAAUGAAAAUGAUAAGAAAAUCAUUAUAUUUGUAUCCAGCCAACAAAUAUCCGAACUAAUAUACAAUAAAUUAGAGAACAACGGGUUUUCACCGUUUCUGAUCCAUGCAGGUAAGCCUUAUAAUGAACGAGUCCAAAAUUUAGAGAACUUUAGAAGAGCCAAAAAUAGUAUUCUUUUAUGUACAGAAGUAUUAUCUCGUGGUUUAAAUGUUCCUGAAACUUCCUUAGUUAUUAUUUAUAAUGCGGUUAAAGCAUUUGCUCAAUAUGUUCAUACAACAGGUAGAACGGGACGUGGUAUUUACCGUGGGGUAGCCAUAAGCCUGCUAUUGGAAAAUGAUUUGCCAGCAGCUUAUAUAUUAAGUAAAGCAAUGAGGCCAAAUGAAUUACAUGCUAUGUCACCAGAUCAGCAAAUCCAAUUACAACGUAUGAGCGAUGAAUUUGCAAAAGGUAUGAAAAAGGGUAAUUUUAAGUUAUUUGGUGGCUUUGGUGGUAAAGGUUUAGAUAACCUGGAUGAAAAGAGAAAAAUUAACGAAUCAAAAGAAAGAAAGCUAUUUGAAAAUAGCCCCAAUAAUGAGAAUAAUAGAGAUGAAGUAGCAGGUACAAAUUCACUACCAUCUAGUGAUAAUAAUACUAAAGUAUCAGAAUUUUCUGAUGGUAUUGUAGUACCUAAGCUUCAGUAUAAGAUAAAUAAAUCUAUUGAACCAAAUAAUGUAGAAACUUAUUGUGCUGAAGUGAAUGUUAAUGACUUACCUCAGUUGGUAAGAUGGGAGGCAACAAAGAAUACAACGUUAAUGUUUAUAAAACAUGAAACUGGUUGUAGUAUAACCAACAGGGGUAAAUUCUAUCCUGAAGGGAAGGGUCCUCAAUCCUCCAAAGAUGAACCAAAAUUAUACUUAUUGAUAGAGGCUAAGGAUGAAAAAGAUAUAAGGCUAAGUAUCGAACUUCUUGAAGAGAAAGUGAAAGAAGGUGUUAAGAAGGUAGAAUAUGAAGCUAUUAGAAGUACUAAAUAUUAA
This is a messenger RNA of Henningerozyma blattae CBS 6284, 2670 nucleotides long. It is a transcript of the gene PRP5, whose product is annotated as DEAD-box RNA helicase PRP5. Gene Ontology annotation, cellular component: nucleus. Lineage: Eukaryota; Fungi; Ascomycota; Saccharomycetes; Saccharomycetales; Saccharomycetaceae. The coding region runs from base 1 to 2670 and encodes 889 amino acids. Gene Ontology annotation, molecular function: RNA helicase activity; nucleic acid binding; ATP binding. The record is from RefSeq and is a predicted model, not a curated record. Gene Ontology annotation, biological process: mRNA splicing, via spliceosome. The transcript has a single exon.